CUCCCUCAGCACCCACCCACUCACCCGCCCGGUUGGCCGACACCGACCGGCCCCACCUCUCGUUCUUUUGAGCGGCGUCGGCUGCAGUCGCUGCACCAGCCCGUCUGGCCACCAACGCCGCCGAGAAAGGAGCCGCCGCCGCCCGCGGCCCCCUCCCUCCCGGCCCGGCGGUAGCGGGGUGAGGACGAGCCGGUUGCGGAGGAAGAGGACGAGAGCCACUCGCACCCCUCGGCGCUAGCGCACGGCUCGCCGUCCCCCGGGGAGGCUCGGGCGCCGGCCCCUUCCUCCCCGAGGACGCGUGCCGAGCCGAGGCGCCUGCCCCGCGGGAGGAAAAUGCUCGGGCUCCAUGGCUGCCAGUGAUGGAGCGCUCCCUGGGCUCCCGCUCGCACCGCCGCCGCGCCCCGGCCGCGCUCCGCGAGGACCCGGCGUCUCUGCGCGCCCGCCCGCGCCUCGUUGCCGGGCUCACCGUACCGGGCACCCCGCCGCCGCCGCCGCCGCCGCCCCGCUCGCAGCCUCGCCACCCGGGCCCCAGCCGCGGCCAGCGUUUCCCCUUGGAGCAGCCGCCGCGAGCCCAGGGGGUUUGAAAGGCUCGUCCCCCGAGGCAGGAGCGACUGGCGCCGGUGCCUUCGGCUGAGGAGGAGGAGAAGGAGGAAUCGAGCCAGGCGGAGCUUCGGGUCCCGUUUUUCUCUCCGACGUCUUGAAUACAAAGAUUACGGUGCAGAAGGAAAUUGCACUCGCCUCCUCCGCCCGCCGAUACCCAACACAAUGCACCAGCCGCCCGAGUCCGCCGCCGCCGCCGACGUGAGCGCUAGGAAGAUGGCGCACCCAGCACUGUUCCCGAGAAGGGGCAGCGGCAGUGGCAGCGCCUCUGCGCUCAGCGCAGCAGGUACCAGCGUCGGGAGUCAUGCCACAUCAGCCGAGGAUCUGCCGCCCCCGACGCUGCUCCAGCCGCCGCCCCCUGCAGCCUCUUCCACGUCGGGACCCCAGCCUCCGCCUCCACAAAGCCUGAACCUCCUUUCGCAGGCUCAGCUGCAGGCACAGCCUCUUGGGCCAGGCGGAACUCAGAUGAAAAAGAAAAGUGGCUUCCAGAUAACUAGCGUUACUCCAGCCCAGAUCUCCGCCAGCAUCAGCUCUAACAACAGUAUAGCCGAGGACACGGAGAGCUAUGACGAUCUGGACGAAUCUCACACGGAGGAUCUGUCUUCCUCGGAGAUCUUGGACGUGUCGCUUUCCAGGGCUACUGACUUAGGGGAGCCCGAACGCAGCUCCUCCGAGGAGACUCUGAAUAACUUCCAGGAAGCCGAGACACCUGGGGCCGUCUCUCCCAAUCAGCCCCACCUUCCUCAGGCUCAUUUGCCUCACCUUCCAGCACAGAAUGUUGUGAUCAAUGGCAAUGCCCACCCCCACCACCUCCAUCACCACCACCACGGGCACGGGCUCCACCUCCACCACGGGCACCACCAUCCCGCCCACGCCGGUGUGUCCGGGGCACCCGUCUCUGGAGGGCCACCCGCCAGCCCAGUAGCCAGAAAACUCUCUACAACAGGAAGCACGGACAGUGUUCUACCAGCUGCACCAACUUCUGCUGUAUCAUCGAGUAGCUCACCUGCAUCUGUAAUAACUAAUGUCCGCACUUCGAGUACUCCUGGUGGUCUAGGUAUACAGUCUGUUCUUGGCACCAACACGGUGAAUAAUGUUAACCUUCCUGCAGUGGGUGGCUUUAGUCCAAAUGUGGCCAGCAGCGUGCUUGGGAAUGCUAACAUAAAUACAGGUGGUAUUCCCAGUGUUGCUGGCGGGAGCGGUGGGCCUGGAGCUAGCAUUAAUGUGAAUAUCUUGAGUGGCAUGGGCAACGGGACUGCUUCCUCCCCAGCUAUUGGUAAUGUCCCUAACAUAGCCCCUGGCAUGAUGGUGGGACCAGUUUCUGGUCAGCAGCCACAACCUGCGGUGAACACAUCCAGGUUCCGGGUUGUGAAGUUAGAUACCAGUUCUGAGCCCUUUAAGAAAGGCAGGUGGACUUGCACUGAGUUCUAUGAAAAAGAAAAUGCUGUACCUGCCACAGAAGGUGUGGUAAAUAAAGCAGUGGAGACAGUAAAACAGAACCCAGCAGAAGUGACUUCUGAGAGGGAGAGCACCAGUGGGAGUUCGGUGAGCAGUAGCGUGAGCACACUGAGUCACUACACGGAGAGCGUGGGAAGCGGGGAGAUGGGAGCCCCUGCUGUGGUGGUGCCGCAGCUGCCACCACCAGCCCUUCAAGGUGUGGCCCCUCAACAGAUGGAUUUCGGUAGCAUUGGUCCACAGAGUAUUUCAGCAGCAAGUAUACCACAGAGUAUUUCUCAGCCACAGAUCUCCCAGGUCCAAUUACAGUCUCAAGAACUGAGCUAUCAGCAAAAGCCAGGUCUUCAACCAGUACCUCUGCAAGCCAGUAUCAGUGUUGCAACUGGUAUCCAGCCAUCGCCUGUUAAUGUGGUGGGUGUAACUUCAGCUUUAGCUCAGCCGCCUUCUGUUUCCAGUUUGGCUCAACCCCAACUGCCAUAUUCUCAGAUGGCUCCUCCAGUGCAAACUCCCCUUCCAGGGCCACCACCCCAGCAGUUACAGUAUGGACAGCAGCAGCCAGCUGUUCCCACACAGAUGGCCCCAGGCCAUGGCAAAUCAGUGACUCAAAAUCCCACUCCAGAGUAUGUACAUCCGCAGUCGAUUCUUCAGACGGCAGCAUCCUCUGGACAGUCCAGUUCUGCAGGGGUGGGAGCAGGAACACCCGUGAUCCCUGUGGCCCAGGCCCAAGGCAUUCAGCUGCCAGCGCAGCCCGCAGCAGGCCAAGCACAACCUGCAGGGGCACCCGGCCAGCCCGGGGGCCAGGCUCCAACAGCAGUGUCUGCUGUACCGGCUAGCAGUCAGAUGGUAAACAUCGGUCAACGAGCAAACAUACCUACUGUGGGGCAGCAGCCCCCUGCCCCCGUCACACCUUCAGUUAUCCAGCAAGGUGCUCCUCCAUCUUCACAAGUAGUUCCACCUGCUCAAACUGCGAUUCUUCAUCAGGGAGUUCAAACUAGCACUUCAAGUCUUCCUCAACAAUUGGUCAUGGCACCCCAGAGUACCCUGUUAACUGCACCUCCCCAGCCGCCAGGAGUAGAAUCAGUAGCUCAAGGAGUUGUCCCACAGCAGUUGCCCACAGUUAGCCCUUUGCCCUCUGCUAGUAGUAUUUCUGUUACAAAUCAGGUUAGUUCAUCCGUUCCUUCUGGAAUGCCUUCUGCCCCGACAAACUUGGCUCCACCACAGAAUAUAGCACAACCCCCUGCCACCCAAAAUGGUAAUUUGGUUCAAAGCAUUAGUCAACCUCCCUUAAUAGCGACUAAUAUAAAUUUGCCUUUGGCACAACAGAUCCCACUAAGUUCUACUCAGUUCUCUGCACAAUCGUUAGCUCAGGCAAUUGGAAGCCAAAUUGAAGAUGCCAGGCGCCCAGUGGAGCCCUCCUUAGGUGGCUUACCUCAGACUAUCAGUGGUGACAGUGGGGGAAUGUCAGCAGUUUCAGAUGGGAGUAGCAGCAGCCUAGCAGCCUCUGCUUCUCUUUUCCCGUUGAAGGUGCUACCGCUGACGACACCCCUGGUGGAUGGCGAGGAAGAGAGCUCCUCUGGUGCAAGUGUGGUAGCUAUUGACAACAAAAUCGAGCAAGCUAUGGAUCUGGUGAAAAGCCAUUUGAUGUAUGCGGUUAGAGAGGAAGUGGAGGUCCUCAAAGAACAAAUCAAAGAACUCAUAGAGAAAAAUUCCCAGCUGGAGCAGGAAAACAAUCUGCUGAAGACGCUGGCCAGCCCCGAGCAGCUCGCCCAGUUUCAGGCCCAGCUGCAGACUGGCUCCCCCCCUGCCACCUCGCAGCCACAGGGGACCACACAGCCCCCCGCCCAGCCAGCGUCCCAGGGCUCAGGACCAACCGCGUAGCCUCCCGUGGCCCCCGCAGAACUGGCUGGUACCGCCCGAUCUGAACCCAGCAGCCCGGAGAAGAUGUGCUAGCGGGAAUCCGCCUCCACAGUCACCCAUUUCAUUGCUCGCUGCAAAAGAGACGUGAGACUGAUAUACGCCAUUAUCUCUUUUUUUUCUACCCCCCCCCCCCCCCAGUAUUAAACAGUCAUACUUUUGGCUUGAAGAAGUUUCUUAGUUGGGUGAAUUAAAAGUUAAUCAGAGAAUUAGCAUGGAUGUACUGGGACCUUAUGCAGCCUGGCAAAUACCUGAGAAAUGGUUUGAUUCACGCUGAGGAGCUGUGUGCCUUUCCAUCCCUUCCCUGCUCCCCACCACCACCACCUCCAAGGUUUAUCUCCUGCUUGCAAAUGGUUUAACACAUGGGGUUAGAAAGCAGUGGCGUUCCAGGUCGGAAUUCCCCCUUCUCACCCCAUGAGGACUUGAAAAGGAGGUACAAGUGAAGACUGAGGCAUAGUCUCACCUAAAACGAGAGGAAACACAGUUCAUUGUGCAAAUUGACUGUCACCCAAAUCCACGAAAAUCAAAAGUACUGUGCCUGUUUCCGAAACAGUGGAUGACACGAAGCUGUUAGUGUGACUAAAUGGCGAUAGGUAGCUGGGACCUAGGCUAUCUCACCAUGAAGGUUGUUUUGCUUAUUGUAUAUUUGUGUAUGUAGUGUAACUAUUUUGUACAAUAGAGGACUGUAACUACUAUUUAGGUUGUACAGAUUGAAAUGUAGAUGUUUCAUUGGCUGUCUGAAAAGGUGUGAAUUGUCUUUUAUAUAUAGACCUACAUUUAAAACGCUACAUGACAAAACCACACAUAAAGAAAUUUUAAGAAUUUGGCACAGUUAGUCUCUGUGUAAUCUGCAAUCUUCUAGCUGCUGAAUAUCCUGAAGUAAAUCCCUGUUCACCAAAGUGUUUUGAUUGAGUUAGUUGAAUACUUUGAAAACUGUUGUAGCUAAUGAGAUGACUUUCCCAGUAGGGAUUUCUGCCUAUUACCUGUAUAGUAGUUAUAUGCAUAUGUUUCUGUGCAUGUUCUCUACACAGUUGUAAGGUAUCACUGUAUUUAACUGUUGCACUUGUCAACUUUCAAUAAAGCAUAUAAAAUGUUGAUUAA
Messenger RNA from Choloepus didactylus (southern two-toed sloth), 5070 nucleotides. It is a transcript of the gene TSC22D1, whose product is annotated as TSC22 domain family member 1. The coding region runs from base 766 to 3933 and encodes 1055 amino acids. The transcript is spliced from 4 exons. Lineage: Eukaryota; Metazoa; Chordata; Mammalia; Pilosa; Megalonychidae. Gene Ontology annotation, biological process: regulation of transcription by RNA polymerase II. The record is from RefSeq and is a predicted model, not a curated record.